Messenger RNA from Sycon ciliatum, 2019 nucleotides. Its product is annotated as aspartate beta-hydroxylase domain-containing protein 2-like. Lineage: Eukaryota; Metazoa; Porifera; Calcarea; Leucosolenida; Sycettidae. Gene Ontology annotation, cellular component: membrane. The coding region runs from base 558 to 1613 and encodes 351 amino acids. The record is from RefSeq and is a predicted model, not a curated record. The transcript has a single exon.
UAGUCCGGCUUUGUAGCUGCUGUUUCGUUGUUUUCAGGUCGAUUAUUAUGUCAAAGGAGACCUCCAAUACGUACUCAAACUCACUGGCUUACAAGUCAGAUCUACGUACACGCGCGCAGUAGCUAUAAUAAUUAUCGAUAGCUACAAAUGUGCUGUGAUGGCGCCGGUGGAAGUCGAGAGCUAGAGAGGACGACGCACAUUUCUAAUCUUGCUGACGUGGCAUCACGAAUUUGUGCACUGCAUAUGAGUGCAUGACAAACUGUGUCUCUGUGCAGUCCUUAUUGGCUAUGACAAAGCGUGAGAUCGAAGCGUACUUGAUUCACCCUGAAGAUAUCGGGGCUCUGCACAGGUGUCGAGGGUCACGUGUGAUGGACUGCAGAUUCUAGACAGUCGUAUGUCUUGGCAUUGCUCUACACUGCACUGAGCAAGCGAGCAGAGGUGAAAGGAGUUCAAACUACGUUCCCCCGUCGCACACAAUUCCUCUCCAGGUGUUUGUGCCCGGAACGAACAACUUGAAAAUAAGCGAGUGGCAACUCUGCGUGACGUCAGGCGUUCUCAUGGCAGCGGAGGACGGUGCAGACCACUAUCAGGAGUUAUCGCGCUGCGCGUCGAGCACGUGCGCCCGCUGCGCGCGUUACCAGAGCGUGCGCUCCACUGCCGUACAGCGCUGGCACGAGCUGGACGGCGCGACGGGAGUGAAAACCGAGAGAAUGCGCCACGCGGUGGAGACGCUACACGGCAUGACGACGACGAAGGUCGCCCGUGGCGACACCCCGGUCACCAUGGCGACACGCGGGGAGACGACAGCUUCUGCUGUGCCGGCGGCACACAUCGAUCGUGCCGCCGCUACGGCCUCUGGUGAGUCCAACGGUGCGGUGCUCACGGAUCUGGGAGCGGCGGAAGAGUAUGUGUUCUUCGUUCCCGGCCUGCCCAUGCAGCCCUGGUAUGAGUACAGCGCAGGUGUCGGAGCAGAAGGUAUGGACAGCGCCUGUGGUGGUGCUGCUGGUGUUGGUGAUGUUAGUCACAUGUAUAGUCACAUUGCCCAGAGCGGUCUGACUGACGAUGCAGUGCUGGACGACAUUCGCGCCGAGUUCACGACCGCGUGGGACAGCAGUGCGAGCGCGUGGAAGUUCAACACCACGGGCAACGUAAAGCACGGCUGGAAGAGCCUGCCGCUCGUCGAUCAGGGCUCCGAUCACCGCGGCAACCAGGCGCUCAUGCCGCGGACGAUGGCGGCCGUUCGUCGCCUCGGCAAUGAGGUGCGGAUGAGCAGCUGCGCGUUUGGCAACGUGUGCGUGUCGGUACUGGAGCCGGGCGCACACAUCCUGGCGCACCGCGGCCCGUGCAACGUGCGCAUGCGCUGCCACGUUCCGCUCUUCGCCCCCGACGGGCCGUGGCUGCGGGUGGACAGGUCGCGGCGCGGAUGGCACGACACACCGUUCCUGCUGUUUGACGACGCGUACGGCCACGAGGUGAAGCACGACGGGUGCGAGGAGGACGGCGCUCGCGUUGUUCUCCUGGUGGACCUGUGGCAUCCGGCACUCACUAGUGAUGAGCAGGCAUGUCUACGGGCACUGUUUCCGCCUCUCCAGGACAACACUCCGGUUAGUUAGAAGCGGGGAGUAGUAAAACACCGGUCUUUUACUACUCCCUGGUUAGAGCUCCAUUGUCAUGGUUAGCCACUCUAUUCAUGCACCUACAUGAGCAUGACCGUAUAUACAAAAAUAACAUUUUUUUAAUUUUACCAUGCAUCGAAAUGUUCCCGAUACAAGGGCAUUCUCUUCAAUACGAGUAACCAAGUCGUCAAAAUACACUCUUGAUUAAUUGAGGAGUUUUUUUUUACAGCUGUUGGUGAUAGAGCUUUCAGUUGAUCCAUCCUUUGUUUCUUUUCUGCCAGUAUCACUACCAACAUUAUCUUUUUGAAAUUUUUUCUUGCAAGAACAGCUUUCGCCGAAGUGCCUGUACGAAUGUGUGCGAAUGAAACCGACCUGUUCCUGUUGAAAGGGCAUGUCUUGUGAA